AUGGAUUAUUACCAUAAACAGACGUUACAUGGCGGACCACAACUCAUGCUCUCGGUUAUACGCCGCAAAUUUUGGAUUCUCGGGGGUCGCCUGCCGGUUCGCUCAUUUAUUCAUCGAUGUGUAACCUGUACACGUCAACAAGCAGUUACCGGGCUUCAACAAAUGGGACAGCUUCCGGCCUCUCGUGCAACUCCAUGUCGACCUUUCUAUCAUACCGGGGUCGAUUAUGCCGGACCUCUAACACUCAAGACCUUUCGCGGACGAGGUGCAAAAACUUACAAAGGAUACUUUGUAAUCUUUAUCUGCUUCAGCACCUCAGCUAUGCAUCUCGAGGUGGCGACAGAUUAUUCGACCGAUGGAUUCAUCGCCGCCUACAAACGGUUCACGGGCCGCAGAGGGAUUUGCUCCACAAUCACAAGCGACUGCGGCACCAAUCUCAUAGGAGCGGAUUUCGAAUUAAGGCGACUGUUCAAGGCCUCAACGACAGAAUGGACUCACAUCGCCUCCCAGCUCGCCAACGAUGGAGUUACGUGGAAGUUUAAUCCACCCUCGGCCCCUCACUUCGGAGGAAAGUGGGAAGCUGGAGUGAAAUCGGUCAAAUUCCACCUCAGGCGAGUCAUAGGUGACACGCUGCUCACCUAUGAAGAGAUGAACACGCUCUUAAUUCAGAUCGAGGCGGUUCUCAACUCUCGCCCUCUAAGCGCUCUCUCGGAUGACCCAACGGAUGUUUCAGCGCUCACGCCAGGGCAUUUUCUAAUCGGAUCACCACUGUACCGGAGCCCUCUCUGGGUGAUGUCCCAGCAUCUCGGCUGUCGCGCUGGCAGCUACUCCGCCAGAUGA
Nylanderia fulva is the source of this 840-nucleotide messenger RNA. RefSeq lists its product as uncharacterized. The record is from RefSeq and is a predicted model, not a curated record. Gene Ontology annotation, molecular function: nucleic acid binding. NCBI's taxonomy places the organism in Eukaryota, Metazoa, Arthropoda, Insecta, Hymenoptera, Formicidae. Gene Ontology annotation, biological process: DNA integration.